Myotis myotis is the source of this 3097-nucleotide messenger RNA. It is a transcript of the gene DEK, whose product is annotated as DEK proto-oncogene. Gene Ontology annotation, molecular function: DNA binding; histone binding. Bases 169 to 1338 code for a protein of 389 amino acids. The transcript has 11 exons. Gene Ontology annotation, biological process: chromatin organization; regulation of double-strand break repair. Lineage: Eukaryota; Metazoa; Chordata; Mammalia; Chiroptera; Vespertilionidae. The record is from RefSeq and is a predicted model, not a curated record. Gene Ontology annotation, cellular component: nucleus.
CCGCCAUUUUGAAAAUCUUGUUGAUUCUGGGGAGCGGGGAGCGCGGCGCGAGCGUCACGCCAGACAGCGUCCCGCGCGUCCUCUCCUCCGCGCCCGCCACCGCCUCCCAGAGCGCCCUUGUGCCCACGCGCGCCCGGCCCGCGGCGGCCGCGACCCGCGGCCGACAGCAUGUCCUCCUCGGGCCCCGCGGCGGAGGGAGAGGGAACCCCCGACCCGCCCGCGUCGGAGAAGGAGCCCGAAAUCCCCGGCCCGAAAGAGGAAAGUGAGGAAGAGGAGGAGGAGGACGAAGACGAGGAGGAGGACGAGGACGAGGAGGAAGAGAAAGAAAAGAGUCUCAUCGUGGAAGGCAAGAGGGAAAAGAAAAAAGUAGAGAGGUUGACAAUGCAAGUCUCUUCUUUACAAAGAGAGCCAUUUACAAUUGCACAAGGAAAGGGGCAGAAACUGUGUGAAAUUGAAAGGAUACAUUUUUUUCUGAGUAAGAAGAAAACAGAUGAACUUAGAAAUCUACAUAAACUACUUUAUAACAGACCAGGCACAGUUUCCUCAUUAAAGAAGAAUGUGGGUCAGUUCAGUGGCUUUCCAUUUGAAAAAGGAAGUACCCAAUAUAAAAAGAAGGAAGAAAUGUUGAAAAAAUUUAGAAAUGCCAUGUUAAAAAGCAUCUGUGAGGUUCUUGAUUUGGAGAGAUCAGGUGUAAAUAGUGAACUGGUGAAGAGGAUCUUGAAUUUCUUAAUGCAUCCAAAGCCUUCUGGCAAACCAUUGCCAAAAUCUAAAAAAACUUCUAGCAAAGGCAACAAAAAGGAACGGAACAGUUCUGGAAUGGCAAGGAAAGCAAAGCGAACCAAAUGUCCUGAGAUUCUGUCAGAUGAAUCUAGCAGUGAUGAAGAGGAAAAGAAAAACAAAGAAGAGUCUUCAGAGGAUGAAGAUAAAGAAAGUGAAGAGGAGCCACCAAAAAAGACAUCUAAAAAAGAAAAACCUAAACAGAAAGCCACUUCUAAAAGUAAAAAAUCUGUAAAGAAUGCUAAUGUGAAAAAGGCAGAUAGCAGCACCACCAAGAAGAAUCAAAACAGUUCCAAAAAAGAAAGUGAAUCUGAGGAUAGUUCAGAUGAUGAACCUUUAAUUAAAAAACUGAAGAAACCUCCUACAGAUGAAGAAUUAAAGGAAACAGUAAAGAAAUUAUUGGCCAGUGCUAACUUGGAGGAAGUUACAAUGAAACAGAUUUGCAAAAAGGUAUAUGAAAAUUACCCUGCUUAUGAUUUAACUGAAAGAAAAGGUUUCAUAAAAACAACUGUUAAAGAGAUGGGGAAAGAUAUUUCUUUUUAUUCCCAUUUUAGAGCUUAAAAAAUAAAGCCUGCACAUUAGUGACAACACCUGACCUUGGAUGAGGACGAUACAGGUUCUGUCUACUGGGCAUCUCAGAGCACUCACACAACUACUUGAGCACAUGUUUCUGUGCACCAGUCAAAGGCAGGAGAAAACCAACAAUAGCUAUAGUUUUUAUGGAUCCCAACUGAUUUCCCAAGGUCACAAUAGUAAAAUAAAGUUUAAAAAUGAAAUAAAGUUUUAUGCCUCAUGUAUACCUAAUAUUGUAUGUUUGGUAUGGGAAAAUAAUGUUUCUCUUUUCAUUACAGCUAAUUUCUUGAGAUAGAGGACAGAGACAGAUGACUUGUUCCAUGGAUUUAAAGAUUUCAUUUAUACCAUUAUACCAGCAAAGAGAAUGUAUUUCCUUUUCUAAAUCCUUGCAAGCAUUGUGUUGGUAGAAUUUACUGCUGACUUUUUUAUCUUGGGUGUUAACGUAAAUUUGCAUUUGCCAUUUUUUAAAUUGCAUUUCUAUGCAGUUUUUAGUUUAAAAUUUUGCAUGGCAGUAAUUGUUCCUUGCUUUUAUAGUUGCAUUUUGUACAUUUUGGAUUUCUUUAUAUAAGGUCAUAGAUUCUUAAACUGUAAUAGUUUUUAGUGCAGUUAAUAUUAGCUUAAGACAUUUUUAAUUGACUAGGACAGAAACUAUUAUAACUGGCAUUUAUACAUGCAGAAACCAAUGCAGUAUUUAGUAUAUGACAUAUUUUGAAUACAGCACAUUUGUCGGUGUAAAAACUCAAUGGCAGUGUGUUCAUCAUAUUAAGAAUGUACAAGCUUUAGCUGUCCAGAUGACUAAAUUGGAACUUUUCUCCUGCAUGUAUAGAUAUGUCAAUUUGUCAGCAUGACGAAAGUGACAGAUGUUAUUUUUGUAUUUUCAAAAACAAAUUGGUUGUAUAUAGUUUUUUUAUUUCUUUUGUGAGAUCAAUUUUUAACCCAUAUAGAUAGGUAUCUUUACAGUUAUAAACUGAAAUGUCAGUGUUCAGCCAGAUGGUAUUACAGAGCAGUGGAAGUCAGAAUUCAGUAAUGAAAACACUGAAGGACACGAACAGAUAGUUCUCUACUUUGAAAGUGUCAUCGAUUUGUAGUUUUAGUGUCAAUUCUGCAACCAUUGUCUGUAGACACAUUUUCUAUUAAGGAUAGACCAAAAUCAACUGAACUUCAAAAAUUUAGGGAAAAUUGGGAUUAAGUCCAAGAAUAUUUGGCUUAUAAUAAAUGACUGAUUUUUUUAUUAACUGCUUUUGCCCAUAUAAAAUGCUGAUAUUUACAGGAAACCUGGACCUUUAUAAUUAUGACAAAAAGUACAAGGUGUAAUGCCAGAAUUGUGUAGGCAAUAGUAUCUCUGACAAAGUAUUUCUCAAAAAUGGUAAGACUUAUUUUUAACAUUAAAGAAAUUUAAUGUGUCUGUAGUAUUAUAACUAUUGGGUUUUAAAUUUUGGCUAAUCAGGAUUCUAGGUGAUUCAACAUAUGGGCCACCCCUGAAUGAAACUAAUUUGUCUUUUAAAUUGACUGUCUUAAUCAGUUUAUUAAUUAAUUUCUGAAUUUUAAAACAUGCUGCUUGAGAGAAUUAGGCCUUUUGAUAAACCAGUUGAGUAUUUAAAAUAAAAAUAUCUUUGCAUCAUAGAACAGAAAUAUGUAAACAUCUGUUGAUUGUUAACAGGUAUUUUCACAAUUUUGAUUUGUUUCUUGAUAAAGUUGUUAAGAUGUUAGGAAAAGAUACACUUAAUAAACGAAUGAAAUAAACUAA